This is a messenger RNA of Colius striatus (speckled mousebird), 525 nucleotides long. Its product is annotated as rho GTPase-activating protein 24-like. NCBI's taxonomy places the organism in Eukaryota, Metazoa, Chordata, Aves, Coliiformes, Coliidae. The transcript is spliced from 2 exons. Bases 1 to 462 code for a protein of 153 amino acids. The record is from RefSeq and is a predicted model, not a curated record.
AUGCUUCAGGAAAAUCCUCCUUCAAGAUAUUUACCAAGACUUGCCCACCCAGAAGACUCCCAAGAAACCAAUACAGCUGUAAGCUAUGUUUUGGGGGAUCAGGAAAACGCAGGACACAUUCCAGGGGACAACAGUGACAGCUUUGCUUCCUCCGGCAACUUGCCAGCAAACCCCGCCUCCCAGCAGCAUCACCUGGCACAUCUGAGGAUGCUGAUGGCCAUGCAGAAGGCCGAGUACGAAUCUAAAAUUGCAAGCCUGGAGCAACAGCACAGGGAGCUGCAGUCCAAGAUUAAGGAUAUGCAUUGGAAACUGGGGCAGCAGCGAAAGUGGUACGGCCUCGUGGAGAUGAAGAUGCGAAACGCAGAGAGAGCAAAGGAAGAUGCAGAGAGAAGAAAUGAAAUGCUCCAAAAAGAAAUGGAGGAGUUUUUUGAAACCUUUGGGGAAAUUAACAGAUGGAAGUAAACAGGAAUGUGAUCAUUUUCAAAUUGAGCUGAACUGUAGGAGAGAGACAGAUCACAUCCCGAU